Messenger RNA from Lachancea fermentati, 1425 nucleotides. The record is from the annotation of a GenBank genome assembly. NCBI's taxonomy places the organism in Eukaryota, Fungi, Ascomycota, Saccharomycetes, Saccharomycetales, Saccharomycetaceae.
AUGGCGCUUUUCCAAGACCCUAGCGACCACGUCUUCGACCCGGCCGUCCCUCAAAUCCUGCCCUACGAGAAGAUGUACCUCGUGCAAAUCGGGAACAAGCCGUUCCGCCUCAGCGGGGCGUCGCUGAGCUCCGACGCCCCCAGCUACUUCACCGAGUACUUCAGCAAACGCCAGAACUCGGUGUCGGCCACGCACGUCAACGCGGACGACGACGACGCGCUGGUCAUCGACCGCUCGCCGCAGAUCUUCGAGCUCAUCUACCACCACCUGCAAGGCUACUUCGUCCACAUCCGCGACGAGGUCGAGUUCACCAUGCUGUACGCGGACGCCAUGUACUACAACUUGCCGCGGCUGCGCGCGCAACUCCAACACUCGGACUUUUACUACGCCUGCAUCGGCGGGGAGUCCUUCCGCGUGCCCCGCGGCCUGUUCUGGCAAGACGGAAACUCGCCCAACUACUUCGAGCUCACCUACAGCGCCACGUACGCCGACAUCGAGCAUAUCUUCCUGUCCAAGAAACUGAUCCGGCCGCCGCCGCAAUCCCCGCCCUUCGUCAACCGCUCUCCCGCGCUGUUCAAGGACAUUCUCGCGCUGCUGUCGGGGGCCACUUUGAAACUGGACGACGAAAAACGGCAGUCGCUGAUCCUCGAGUGCCGCUACUACCGCCUUCAAAACCUCGAACAACGGCUCCUCAAGUGUAGCGUCGGCUGGAACCCGCUUCUGCAACGCAGCGAGAUCAUUCUCAACCUGUGCGACAUCAAGAAAGCCGGGCUGUCUUUGCCGCCGCCGUCCAACGUCAAGGGCUGUAUCAGCACCCCCAGCACGCGCACGCCGUCGCCUAAAUCCCCGUUGGACGACGAACCCGUCAGUCCUCCGCCGAAAAAACCAAAGGUGUGUACAGAGAAAAACUGGGCCAUGACCGCCUACAAGAGACCCUUCGUCGACCGCGAAUUUCACGAGCUUCUUUUCCAAAUUGACAUCCCCGACGUGACCAUCCAGUUCAACAAAAGAUCCAAGACCAUUCAUGUGUGUUUGAGCGGCGAGGCGGCUCACAGGUUCGAAAAAGUGUUUGGCGGUUUGCUUCUCGACAACGUCGUCGACGUUGCAACCUAUUGGCGGGAACCCUCGCUUAAUAGCAAACCCUCUCGCGUGCUCGCUUUGCCAGCCUGCAUGUCUCUAUGCGACUUCAAAGUCAACGGCGUCAAGAUCCGCAGUUUACGCAUGCUGGUAGAAGACCCUCAGUUCACGUCGCAAGUCCCUGAUCUCACCUCCAAGGACGGCGCCACUGCGCUUGGUAUAAGAAUUUACUUGACCAAAUCUCUAUGGAAAUUGGGUAUCAUAAAUGGGGAGCUCAUGAUGGUCGCCAUCAAAGCAGAGGGUAUAUCGAGUGUCAGAGAACAUAACAGAUCCCUAGAGUUUCUUUGA